UGAAAGUAAGUCUUGUGUUGGAACCCCCCCCCCCCCCUCUCCCUUUCCCACUCCUCUCCCCCCUCCCCCAAAAAAAAACAAAGAUUAGAAAGUAGGGUGAGAGGCCCCAUUUGGGCCCGAGUUACCCAAUUCAAGAGGGCAUCGUAAUAAAAAAGAAAAAACAUUAAAACCCCUUUUAUUAAGGUUUGGGGAAAGGAGAUCAGAAAGUUGAAAAAGAGAAGGAAGAUGAGUUCUCCAGUUCCGCGAAGAGAGUCGCCAUGGGGUAUGCCUGAAGGUGAUAACAGACAACCUAAGCCCCAUAGAUGUAACGACCGCGUUGAGGAUGUUGUUCAGGCAUGUUUUGAAGGUAAUCCAUUUAAAACAAUACCAGGACCUUUCAAGCUAUUCUAUCAGUGCAUGCGUUCUAAGCCUGGGGAAGAGCCUACCGAGCCAUUCUACUACUUACAGUUGGAACCUCCCAAGAGAAAAGCGCUCGUUGAGUAGAGCUUUGUUUUCGUUAAUUUCUAAACCUGUAGUAAGGUUGUUUACGAAUCCUGUCUCUCUAGGUUGUGUUACUUGGGGACAGCAAUCUGUACUUUGGAAGGUUGUUCAUGGCGAAUAUUUUCUCUGAUGAAAAUUGAAAAUUUAUGUUCUAUUGUUCCCUAUUUUCGAAUAAGGACAAAUAGCUAAAUCUGCUGAUGUUGAUACAUAUAGAAGUUUGAGAUACUACAUAUUCUGUUCAUUUCGAAGUAAGAUACAUUUACAUAAUAGUGGGCUACAAGAGUGGCCAAGUAAGUAGAGUUGGUGAUUUUGUGCA
This is a messenger RNA of Capsicum annuum, 796 nucleotides long. RefSeq lists its product as uncharacterized. NCBI's taxonomy places the organism in Eukaryota, Viridiplantae, Streptophyta, Magnoliopsida, Solanales, Solanaceae. The transcript is spliced from 3 exons. The record is from RefSeq and is a predicted model, not a curated record. Bases 226 to 483 code for a protein of 85 amino acids.